Leishmania mexicana MHOM/GT/2001/U1103 is the source of this 1830-nucleotide messenger RNA. RefSeq lists its product as hypothetical. The record is from RefSeq and is a predicted model, not a curated record. The coding region runs from base 1 to 1830 and encodes 609 amino acids. The transcript has a single exon. NCBI's taxonomy places the organism in Eukaryota, Euglenozoa, Kinetoplastea, Trypanosomatida, Trypanosomatidae.
AUGAGCGGCAUUACAGUGCAGCUCGUAUUUGCCUUCGUUGGCACGCGCGUGCCCUAUUUUAUGCCGGAGUCGACGACCGCUGCCAAUUCGCCCGCGCGUUCACCAUUUGGCAACGCGUCAUCGGUGUCGUUUAACACGGUGGCGCAAGGGACGCUGCGUGCAGACUCUGCUCGGACGUCUCCGCACCUGGCUCCCUGCAUUCCGGCAAACGUGUUCACGGCGCAGGGACUCCUGUCCCAUCUCGCAAAGGCGCUGGAGCCGUCCCUGCACGCCGCCGCGACUCCUGAGGCCACCACUACCGACUCUGCCUCGCUAUCCCCGACGGUUCCACUGCUGUUUCACAAGCCGCCCGUUUUCGAGCUAUUUGACUACGCUAGCCUUGACCCGCUCGAGGGCUCAGCGGUACUGCAUGAUGAGCAAGUCCUGCUUGUGCUGUGCGACAUCGCCACCACGGCGCAACUCGUGGAGGCGCUUCAGCUCGAGUGGUUGGAGGUCUACAGCGGGGCGCACCAUCCGCACCACCACAGCUCCUCCACAUCCACGCUUCAGCCGGCGCAUACGACAGACAUGGCAGUUUGCACGACGGAAGAGAAGCUGCGAAACGUGGCGCAUGCGCAGCAGGCACUCUGCAAGCCCGUUGGACUUCACCUCUCUCUCUUACGGAGGGAGUUGAUUGCACGCGGGGUGACGUUGGCUGCGCAGAAGGAGCAGCUCGCACAGAUGCGAUCCUGCACAGCAGCGGGCACCGGCAUUGCUGCCUCUUCAACGGCGAGCGGGAGCGACGGUGUCUCAACGCCCAUGCUGUCUGGUCGGGCCGCUUCGUUUCCACUAUUGGUGGAGCUGGAGCCGAGUCUGGCCUCAGAACCAGCUCUGCGUGCCACUGAUGCCACGCAUCUUCAGAAGUUAGAGGCACCACUGGCGCUCUGCGAGGCACGGGUGCGCGCUAUCGAAUCCCUCAUGCAGCGCGCCGAAAAGCACCACACCAAGCUGUUGGAGCUCGCCGCGAGUGAACGUGCAACAGAAGAAGCAUUCCAGAGAGGCAAUGUCAGUCGCGCCUGCGCGGAAUACCUCGAGCGCACCGAGCAGGACCGCAGCGCCGCAGAGGCCAUUAUUGCGGAUUAUCAGGUUGAGAUGACUCGCCAGCUGAAGGUCGUGCGGCAACUGGUCGCCUACAUCACCCAGGUGCGGAGACUGGUGAGCAAGGCAAAAUAUGAAAUGGGCGUAGUGGAGCUCAUCCUUUCACGGCUGUCUUUGACGAGCCUGCGACCACGGUUGAUGGAGGAGGCGGAGGCGCUGCUGCGCCGCCGCGUCAUUGUGCGACGUGCCGCCCGUCGCCAAAUGCUGCUGUUGCAGGAGACAGAGUUCGUCGAGUUGCAGCAAGACCUUGAGUCCUUCUCGCAGCGGAUGGAGGUGCAGAAAGUGCUUCCUGAGAAGGUGCGCUGGUAUCUGCGUGCACCAUUGCCCAGUCUUCUGCCCGAGGAAGACCCGGUUGCCACGCUGCUCGAUCAUGCUCUUAUUGACCGCGAGGAGGAUGAGGCGCAAGAGCUGGUGGAAAAGACUCGCGUGUACACGGCAGAUUCUUCAGACCCGGCAACAAAUGCUCUGCAGAUCACGAAAGCGCUGCUGCCGGUGGAGCGGCUCGCGCGGCGUUUGGAGGAGGCUCGUGCAAGCGCUGCGCAGUACAAGAGUCGCGUGGAGGAGCUGGAGGAGAGACUGAAAAUGUACGAGACUGCUGAGGCGCUUUCACCACCGCCGUUGCAGGAGAGUGUGGUCAAGUCGCCGUCCACGGAAAGACCUGCUGAAAGAGGAGGAAUGUUUGAAGAAGGAUAG